UUUCUUUAACUCUUGUUUCAGUUUCGUUGUUCAUCCGAGGCUUGUCCAAAAUUUCUCUACAUUCUAUUAUUCUCCUUACGUAUUUCCUAAUGCAAGGUAGUUUUUGCCUUUGCUGCACACAUUUCCUACAGCCAGUGUCAGGGGACAUCGAGUAGCCAAUCACAACCCGGGGCGACGAGAGGCUGGCCAAUCACGGAGGAUUGUGGACGCUGCUGAGACUGAGGCACCCUAUUGGCGAACACAGCCGAGCGGCGAGGCACGGAAGGGCGCCCGUCAUGAGGAUUAAACUAGAUCUUAGCGACUUUUUGGAGGAUGAGAGGAAGUUUUCUGUAUUAAAAGUGAAGCCGAAGGAGACGAAGACCGUGCGGGAUGUAAUCAGCAAGAUCAGCCAGCUGUUCAGCGUCUACGGGGAGGAGUGUGGCGAGGAUGAUGACCAGACCAGAGCACGUUUGGGGCUCUUUGAUGAGGAGUUCUACAUCCACCCUGAUGAGACGGCUGCUGUCCUGGAGGAUUCUGGUGUUUUGAAAUUGAAAUCACUUCCAAGGCCUGGAACUAAAGGAAAAAAGAAAAAAAAGUCUAAAAAGGAACCAAUACCAGUUGUUAUAGCUGAAGACGAUGAAAGAAAGAAGCUGCAAAGAGAUGUGGAGGAAGAGAAAAAAGCUCAAGGAGUGCAGGAAAUGAAGAAUGACUUGAAGAGCAGCCAGGCAACAUCCAAAGAGGCAACUAGAGCUGAAUGGUUGGAAGGAGAGGAAGAUAGGAAGACUAAUAAGAAGCGCAAGAGAUGUCAGUUUGCUGAGGAGGUGGAGGAGCUGCAGAGGAAAAAAAGGAGUAAAAUAGAGGAUUGGGAACCUGGUCUAGAUGAGUCUAGAGGAGAGCAGCACUUGAAGGGGUGGAAAGAAGUGGAGUCUGAAGAGAAAAAGAAACGGAAGAAGGAGAGGGCCAGCAGAGAACUAUCCAUCUCAGACACAUCACAGGAGGAGCGGAGAGGAAAGAAGAAAAAAGAACAAUUACAGCAGCCUUCCAAAGAUGCACAUGACAUGGCCAGUAGCCACAAGAAAAUUGAGCAGCAUGCAUCUAUUAUGGAGCAGCCUCACCUUAAAGAAUGGAAAAAACAACGGCUCAAAGAUGACAAGGGUGGUGGUAGCAGCUCCUCUUCCUCUCAGGACAAGGUUGUUUCCACCAGCAGCUUCCUCACGAGUCUGGAGGGUAUCAGCCAACAUCACUGCCGCCGCUCCUCCAAUGCUAGUUCUGAUCUGGACUUGGAUGCAGAAGGCAGGAAACCAUGUGUUGCAGAUUCUGUGACAGAUCCUUUUUCCUCAAAGGGAGAGGGAGAAGAAUGGCUUCUCAAAAGGAAGAGGAAGAGAAAGCACAAGGCAAGGGAGCGAUCAUGGAAGUCAGAUGCUGGCACAUCACAACCCAGGAAUGGAAGAGAGGUACAAAAUGUUUGGGAUAGUGAAGCAAAACACCCAGUGCUCCCAGGGAAAGUUAUGCCUAUGACCAUUCCAAACACACAUAUUAUAUUUAAUGAUGAUGAUGAUGAUGAAGGUAGCACAAUCCAAAUAAGGUCUGAUCAGCCCAGUCAUCAGAACAAGAUUAUCAACCCUACCCUGACUGUAAGCUCAGGGCAACAUAAUCAACCUGAUGCAGUCCUCACACCUGCCAUUACUGGCAAGGUGAGGGACAUUUCAAGAGAAAGGAGACCCCCAGUAGCUGCAGCAUCCCCAUCCUCCCAUGGGAACAGGAGAGUUCAGGGUUCACUAUUACAGAACACAGAGGUUGAGCAAUGUAGCACUUUGUACUCAGGAGAGCACUCCUCACAGUACACAGAGAAAGGCAGGGCAUUGGUGCACAGAAGACCUGCCCACAACAAUGUGGAGGAGCUGGCAACACUACGCAAAAUAUGUGAGAAUAAUACCAUUACCAUCUGCAAAGUUGAUUCCUGGAGGAAACAACCCACCAAACCUAUAGAGGAACCCAGACCUGCCCUCUCCCCUCCUCUUCGUCGGGCACCGCCUUCUCCCCCUCACUCACCAUUACAAAUAGUACAUGACAGCAAGCAUAGUGCAUCUCUUCAGGCCCUAACUGCUAUGAAAAACAGAAAUGUUCCAGUGGUGUUCUCUGGAGUGAGAGCAAUGGGUGUUAGACCUAUACAAAGGAGGAGUGGUACCAGUGCUCCUGUCAGACCACCCAUAGCUAAUGGCAGUCCAGGACUGGCCAGCCAAAACACCACAAUUCUACCUGCAGAUGAUCCUCUACAGAUCUUGUCAAGCAACUUAAGUGAAAUUCAGCAGCAGUACAACCAAGGCUAUGAGCAAACACGGACAGAACAGAGGCCAGCAGCAUUGAACUCUUUAGGUGCCAUCUUGUCAGCCAUGAAAACAAAACCACAAAGUAGUACCACAGAUUCAUCACUAAUGAACCAUGACAAAGAGAAACCUAAAAGUUCCCUUGUAUCUGGAAACAAAGGGGAUGCUGGUGGCCUGGGUACCUCAGACCUUAUCAUUUUAGGUUGUAUUGAGGGCACAGACAGCAAGUUGGCAGCUUCUCCAAGCAAAAAGGAAGGGUUACCAGAUGUUUACUGUGUGUCUCCAUCCAGUCCAUCCAUAUCCACACACCAGGCCAGUCCAUCCAGGCCAGUGUUUCAGGCAACUUCAUCUAGGCCAGUACCUCAGACCAGCCAAUCUAGACCAGUGCUCCAGACCAGCCACUCUAGGCUAGUGUCCCAAAUUAGCACAACUAAACCAUUAUCCCAAACCAGCCCUUCCAGGCCAGUAUCCCAUCUCAGUCCACCUAAGUCAGUGCCCCAAACCAGCAUAUCUAAGCCAAUUCCCCAAACCAUCCCGUCAAGGUUAAUGCCCCAGGCCAGCCCAUCUAAAUCUAUGACAGAGACCAGCCUUUCCAGGCCAAUACCACAUACAAACCCAUGCAGGCCUGUUCUCCAGACAAGCCCAUCUACACCAUUACUACAAGAGAACCUAUCCAGGCCACUCUCCCAAUCCAUGCUCUCCAGAACUCUACAGCAGACUUGCCCAUCCAAGCCACUGGAACAGGCCAGGCCCCCACACGUGGCCACAGUACCUUCAGCCCCCAAGUGGCCUGUUGAUGAAGUUGUUGAUCUAGAGAGUGAUGAUCAGUCUGAGGAAGUCACCUGUGAUAAAAGUGAUGGCAAGGCUGACAGUGUUACUGUUGUUGCACCACCAGCAGUUACAGCAGCAGAGAGUGGGAAGUUGGCAGGUACAGUGGAAAGUAGUAACAGGAAGGAUAUUGAGGAUACCACAGAGCUCUCUAGAAACAGAAUAGACAAGAACACUGAUGCCAGGGACCUACAUGCUCCAAACAAGCCAACUUCAAUUUCUGGCAGACUAGUAGAGGGUGGAAUGAGCACUGGUCAAUACAUUGCAGAGAUUCUUGAGGAUUGUGAAAUGGUGGGACUUUCAGGCAAUGGUACAAAAAAGGCUAGUGCAGCAGAUGCACGAAAGGAGGUAGCUGCUCUUGUGCAUCAUUCUGAGGUUGUGGAAGAGGAGGUUGUGUCAGAUGAAGAUGAGGUGAUGCUGGAAGAUGAUGGGGAUUGUGUGGAAGAUGUGGAAGGAGAAGUUGAGGAGGAAGAGGAAGAUGAAGAAGAGGAGGAGGAGGAGGAGGAGGAGGAAGGAGAAGAGGAUGAAGUGGAGGAAGAAGUGAUUGAGGAAGUGCAAGAUGAAGAGGAGGAAACGGAUAUAUAUGCCAACAUAGAUGAUGAAGAUGAGGAGAUGGAGGAGGAGGAAGAGGAAGAAGAUGACUUUGAUUAUGAGAUAAUUAAAGAAAGUGGUCCCUCUGUCCUCAUGACAGCUAAAAGGCAGGAGGCCCAAUCCUUGGCCUCAGAUGGUGCUAGAGGAAGUGCUGGGGCACCUAAUCAUAGCAACACUUCUUUCAAAAUCCAAGACAGCACCUCUUGCCCCAGUGACUCACCUCCAAAGGAAAGCAUGGGGUCCUCUCACAUCCCUUUCAAAACACUUGAAAAUGAAGACCAAGGCCAGAUUGCUUCUCUUGUGGCAGAACCUCAGAUCACUUCCAUCCUCACAAAACCUAGUGAGGCUACACCUUUUGUGACAAAAUCUCUGGAGGUCAUACCUGUCAUGACAAAAUCUGCUGAACCCACAGAUGUCUUGAUGUUAUCUCCAGAAACCAGUCCUGUCAUAACAAAAACUUCAGAGUCUGCUCCAGUUGUCUCCCUAUCUCCAGAGCUUAUACCUGCCAUGACAAAACCACAGGAAGUCUCUGUUGUAACUGAACCUGAGGUAGUCACUUCUCUUGCAUCAGAACCUCAGGUGACAUCUGAUUUAGCAGAAACUGAGGAUGACACAGCAAUUUUGAUUGAACCUCAGGAAAACACAUCUUUAGCUGAACCACAAGAAGUCAAGCCUGUUUCAACAGAACCUAUUAUGACAAAGCCUCAGACAGCCAUGCCUUUUGUCAUGGAACCCAGUGAAGUUACACCUACUAUGAUGGAACCUGUGGAGGUCAUGCCUGUUAUUAAGGAACCCAAGGAGGUCAUGACUGUCAGUAUGGAAUCUGAGGUAACACCUGUUACUACAAAAUCCGAGGAGAUUGCACCUGUCAUUAUAGAACCUGAGGAAAUCUCACCUGUCAUGACAGAAUCUUCAGAAGCUGUCUUGAGGAAAUGUGAGGAAGCUAAGCCUGUGUCUAAGUCCCAUGAAACAAUCAGAAGAAAUAGGCCUGGAAAUUCCCCUGAGGAUAAUGGAGAAGCACAGAAUCAAGAGGUAUCAAAAGACAGUCAGUCUGCAACCAUCGCAGCUGUCACUGCCACCUCUUCUACCAGUGUUGCCAACAGUGGGGAACAAAAGACUGAGGAGUUGUCCAGAGAUGCUGAGCCAGCCAAGGUAAGUGAAGCAGGAAUGGAGGUUGCACUACUAGCUUCCUCAUCAGCACAACGCUCACCUUCCCCUGAGAUGAUUAAUGUGACGCCGGCGAUACCCCCCAGUGCUCGUUCUUCAGACACUCAUGUCCACACCCUCAUCCAUCACACCACCAUAACCAACAUUGUCCCCUCACCUUCUUUGUUGCCCCCACACCACCACCCCAGUCAACAAAAUCCACAGCACCAUAGCCCCUUCAGGUCCCCCCUUAUGGCUUCUCCAUCCUUUCCCCACCAUCAGCCACACCUUAAUCUUAACCCCUCUACUCACUCCCCCUUCCUGUCCCUGCCUGCCCAGUUUGCCCUUGGCCAGCUCAUGAACCAGUCACUUUACCAGUCCAUCCCAUACCCCAACCCCUGCCCCCCAACUUCUGUUCCAACCUCGCCUACCUGCCAGAAUCGCUUCCCUCCUGGUCACCUGAGUGUAGCUGCUCUCAGAGGUGCACCCCUUCGUGCUGGUACAUUUAAUCAGGCUCUGCAGCAGACCCACCCACAUCCCCUCCUUGGUAUGCCACUGUCCAACGUAAGGCUGGCUGGGACACAACAACAGCGACAUUUCAUGGCCAUGAUCACUCCACAACACUACUCACUCCAGCAGAAUCCUAAUUUUUGAGGUGUCUGAAGUUGUCUGAAAGAAAGUGGUAAAUUAUCCAUUGCUAACAUUAUCUUCCUGAUAUCAUUCCCUUCAUCAUCAUCCUUAUGCUCAUCCUCAUCAUUCUCAUCAACCUUUUCUUGGCCACUUUAGUAAUUUUUUUUGUUUUUGUAUCUUUCCAUGUAGCUGUCUAUCUUGCCUUCUUUUACGAUUCUAGGCUGCCAAUGUUACGUUACAUGAAUAUCCCUCUAUUAGGUAUUUGGUGUAUGACUUGUUUUGUCCAGAUCCACUAUUUUCUUUAGAUUGUAAUCAAAAUGCCCUCAAUUUUUGGUUUUAUUCCCGAUCCUACUCUUAUUUUGGUGCCUUAUAUUCAUCUUAAAACUUUCCUCAUCCUAUUUCAAGGCCUUUCACAUUUCCUUUAAGGAGAAAAGUGUUGCCUUGCCUGAUACUUUUCCCUGAUUUUGUUUCCCUCAAGAUCUCCUCCAUGUCCUCUGUGUUAUUGACGAACAUCUCCUAAUUGUUUAUAAUGAUUGAUAAAGCCAUCCCACCAUAAAAGAGUAGUGAUCUCACAGCACUCUUUUAUUGAUCUUUGUAAUGAAUGUAGAGUGCAGCAUUGUAAGGCAUUUAAAAUCUGUUCAUCAAUGCCUUGCAACUUGUCAUCAGCUUUUUAAUUAAUUUGUACAGUACUGUUCCUUAAUAUGUCAAGAUAGUCUGAAUGGCAGUUUUUAUUUAUUUAUUGGUCUUCUUUUAGUAUGUGUGGACCUACUGUAAAGAAUUCUAUGCUAAUUUUGUUAAAUACUUCACCACUGUCAAGUAAAUAUUUGUUAAUUUCAGUUAUUUAAUAUCAUUUAUUGAUUUUGAAUGUCCUCUUCAUUUUACAACAAAGCACUUGAGUGUCAUUUAUUUAGAGAUGAUACCCUCAGUAUUUAGAAGCCAUUGUUGUUCAAGAAAAGAAAGGAUAACAAGUUGUAUAGCAUUUUAAGAAGUGUGGAAAGGGCAGCUGCAAAUUCUUGUCCAACUGGUGCUACUCUUAAUUUGGUAAAUUUGUGUUGGGUGUGAGCUGCAACAGAAUUCAGCACAUUUUCUCAUCUCUGGUGUGAACCUUGCACAUUUAAAUGUACAUAUAUUACAUAUUAAUUACUCUGAUAAUAUCUAGCAUUACCAAAAAUUUGAAUAUAUGCCUGAAGUUACUGAAAUCAAACUAGAUUUAUUGUAACAUUUGUGUGUAUAAGAUCUAUUAAGGAAUGUUUUGUGUGCAUGUGAUGUCUUGUUGGCUUAACCUCAUUGUACUUGUGCUGCUCCCACUGUGUUGACCAUAUUAUUGGGGUGAAAGAUAGUGUACAUAUUAGUCUCUAGAGAGUAACACUGGGAAGUAUAGAGCUUUUGGUUCUUUCAUCAUCACUGUCACCAUCAUCAUUUGCACCAUCUUCAUCUCCUCAAGUUUACUCAUAAAUCUUAUGUUUUUGUAUCAGUGGCCUACCUCGGGUUUAUUACCAUUCCUGGGUUAGUAUUUAGUCAGCUGUUAUCAGUUGUCAAAUUAAUUCUUAAAUUGUCAUUAGGUAAACUUGGUAUGAGUGACAUCAGGUCAUCAGUGCAAGUUUAACUUAUUUUUUUGCAUGGAAUCUCAUACAGUAUUGUCAUAAUUUAGUGAAAAUAAGUUUCAGUGUCAGCUUAGUGAGUGAAGGCUAGCCUGUCAGGGAAUUCAUCAGCCAGGUGUAUCUAACAAUGCAAUGCCAAAACAGAGAAAAAUGGAGACUAUUCUGCCCCCUUCAAGAAUCCCCUUCAAGGAGGAAGGUUUCUGAAGGGGAAUGAGGCUUCAGAGGUAUAUAGAUAGAUGGUUUAAUUUAUAGAUGCAUUGGAAAUAGGUAAGCUUUUACAUUUUUAUUGAAAAAAAAAAAAAAAUCUUAUGUGCCAUUAGAUGCAGUAUCUUUGGUGAUUUAGAGUUCUGUACUUUGCCACAAUAAAGCAUUUGUUCCAUGACAUCAUGACAUCUCAAAUAUGUUAUUUUGUCUUUACAAAUAUACCUAAUAUGAUCACUUUGUCUUAAAGUAAUCUGUAAUAAACUUCUUGUUCUAGGAACACUCAUUACUCAACAUGUCAUGAUGAUGUAGUAGUAAUGUACCACAUUCUUGUAGGAUUGGUAAAGAAGUAGUACUAUUAAACUAAUAUUUGAAACUUUAUACUGACUCCUUUCAUCUAUCACUUCUACAGCUUGUUUCUCAUAGUCAUUCACUUGAUAAAAUCUUUCUCAUCUGUAUGUGUGUGUGUGUGUGUGUGUGUGUGUGUGUGUGUGUGUGUGUGUGUGUGUGUGUGUGUUUGUGUGUGUAUUUAUAGGUAAUCAUGUUUUAUCUCAUACUCGAAGGGAACUGGCUAAAGGAAUAGUUUUGUAGCUUUCAAGCAGAAAAAUUAGAAACAUCAUCUUUAUGACAGCUAAUGGUCCCGUGAACACAUCCUUAUUCAUGUUCAUACUGCUUUUGUGUUUUUAUACAGUUGGGUCCAAGAAUUUUGGAAUUCAUCACAGUGUUUGUGUGUGUGUGUGUGUGUGUGUGUGUGUGUGUGUGUGUGUGUGUGUGUGUGUGUGUGUGUGUGUGUUGUCGAUUUAUGCCCACAGCGUUGAGCACCCAGGCCAAGGUGAGUUUCAUCACAGCAAGGUGAGGUAACAUCAGGCAUAACCACACAAUGGAACAGGAAACAUCCCCAAGGUUAGGGUAAUAGGAGUGGAGAAACUGUUGGCAAUGUUGCCUGAGAUGGAAACAUGUAACAAGUUUCUGUUUCAGGCAGCAUUGCCAAUAGCUUCUCCAUCCCUAUUACUCCAACCUUGGGGAUAUUUCCUGCUCCAUUGUGUGGUUAUGCCAGGUAUUUCUUCACAUUGCUGAGAUGUGUACUAAAUUCCUGAAGCCAACUGCACACCUUGGUCUAGAUGCUCAGUGACCUGGAGAGAUGUGACUUUUAGGAAAUGCAGUGGAAUGGGCAGGACUGGAUGAUACUUUGUUAAUUCUAAUCGACGUUGUUUCAAGGGUUCACAUUUUCUAAGUUUCUAGUUUGUCAUUCAAAAUAUUGACCACAUUCUUUCAAUGUAGAUGAUUGCUGCAUUCAAAUAUAUUUGUAGUGUACAAUAUAUAGCCAUAUUUUGCACAAACAGAGAGUACUUUAUUUUUGUGUUAACUUAUAGAAAAGUGAUUUAUAAGUUUGGACUUCUGUACAUUUUAGGUGCUGUGUGGAAGAGUGGUGUAAGCAACAUUUUUAGAACAUCAGAAAAAAUGGAUCAGGGUUUUCCCAUCUUCAUUGCCACAAUAAUUUAGUUGUUAUGGCUAGAAAAACAGUUUUAAAACCAUAAAAAUAUUGUUGAGAGAGAGAGAGAGAGAGAGAGAGAGAGAGAGAGAGAGAGAGAGAGAGAGAGAGAGAGAGAGAGAGGUCAUAAUAAUAAUAACUGAUAAUUCCCUGACACUCAAUGGAGGUAGCUUCUAUGUGCAUCAAUUGCUGUACCUUUACACUCCUUUCCCCUUCCACAUUCUUAAGAGACGCUUGCUUGCACAAGUAGCUGCGUGAGUAAUUCAGAAUGUUUUGCAGAACUUCCAAUCUUUUUGCCAGUGCAGGCAGCAUGCUACAAUGAUGGAGAAUGACUGAAAGUGGUGCCAUGUGGUCCUAACUGGAAAAUGGCUUGGCCAUCACUUACACUACUCCUCCAUGUGGUGCCUCAUUUGUUGAUGCAUCCUUUUUUACUUUUACAUUUAUUUAUGGGUUGAUUGACAAUUUGAUUUUUUUUUAACUAAAGGUUAUUUACUUUUACUCUUUUUAUUAUGUGAGUUUGGAGUUUUCAUGAAAUUUGUCAUGGGGCCUGAUCUUCUCCCUUGUUACACCAUCAUUGUGAAAAGUGACACUUGCCAUUUGCGGAAAAUAUUUCAAACUAGCUUUAUUUAGUAUAGUAUUUAUUUAUUUAUUCAGUUGAGAGAGAGAGAGAGAGAGAGAGAGAGAGAGAGAGAGAGAGAGAGAGAGAGAGAGAGAGAGAGAGAGAGAGAGAGAGAUUACUUAAAGUGCAAUAUUUUUACAAUAUUAAUAUAUAAAGUAAAAAAAAAGGAUGGUAGGGAGUUUAUAGGCAUGUUUGUGUGUGUGUGUGUGUGUGUGUGUGUGUGUGUGUGUGUGUGUGUGUGUGUGUGUGUGUGUAUGCAUGCAUGCAAUUCACCCAUGGUCUUAGAUAGAUCAUGUAGUGGAUUCAUGAUUGCCAGCUGUCACCAUCCUUGAGUGAUCUAAGAAAUCAUACAUUCUAAUCUCUGCAGAAGGCUGAGAUCUUUCAUUAACCACACAAAACUCCUUGCUCAUGUGAAAACCUUCAAUAACCUUAGCAGGGAUCAAAAUGGAGCUUGCAAAAUGACAGACAAGAAUGUUACCACUAAGCUAGCAUUUGGUGUGUGUGUGUGUGUGUGUGUGUGUGUGUGUGUGUGUGUGUGUUGUCAUUGUUGUGACUUGUUGCAUAGAUAGAAUCAUGAGUGAUAUUGUUAGUGUUGUGUGUGUGUCUGUGUGUGUUCUCUUUCAGGUAUGUAUCAUGCUUUUUUUUUAUUGCAUUGUCAUUUUCCUGUCACAGUGUUUUCAUUAAUUCAAAUUAUCAUCUAAUAUGUUCAUACAUUUUUUUUAUUGAGGUAUUUUUGUACUCUAGUAUAAAAAGUAGUGUAGAAUAAUGUAGUAUUAGAAUAAUUACUAAGAUUUUUUAGUAUGAUAUGCAUAACUUGUCUCUUGCCAGUUUUAUGGCACUUAUUCUCAUUUUUUAAUAUAUUUAAAAAGUUACUGAAAAUGUGUGAUGUAUGUAACUGAUCAUAGUUGUAAGGGAUUACGUGUAUGUCUUUUAUUGAUCACUGCUCAGAUUUUUUCCUACCUUGUGACAAAUUUCUUCAUCUCUCCCAUUUAGUUGUCUCUUCAUAUUUAUAAUGCACACUGCCUCAAAUAACUUCUGAGAUGCUUCACUCAAUACCUUUUAUCCUGAUGAAUUGGAUGUUCCAUCAUGUCAUGAUUGUUAACAUGCCUUUCAUAUAUGGGAGUCCCUAUGGAUGGGCUGUGCCACAGGAAUGUGUUAUUGAGAACAAGCUUUGGCAAAUGAUAUUAUGAGAGAGAUUAUAAGUGCAUAUAUUGAUAAUCAGGUUAGUGAGUGACAUGUCCUUUGCAAAUGCAGUGUAAAAUAUUCCGGUCAAUCCCAGAGAAGAAAUGCAUUUUAAGACAAUGGCAGACAUCUUCUGUGAUUUCAUACUCAUUCCUUAAGUGUUGCCCUUCAACUUCAUACUCCUUACAUUUUAUCUAUUUAGAUAUCAUAUUAGUCAUGUGCUGCAUAUGUCUGAGGCAUGUAUGGUGUAAAAAGUCAUGUUGGCUGUCUGGUAUUUUUCCAGUGGCUGCUUUUUCAGUCUUCCACACAGCCUCUUUUGAUAACUCUUUGAUGGUGUCAGAACUUGUGUUCAUGUCAUUGAGUUACAGCAGGAAAAUCAUAUUGUAUAAUAUGACUGGCCAUUAUCCUGCCCUGGCCUUCCUUCCUUUCUUUCUUCCUUCCAUUAUGCAGUAUGUGUUUUUGUGUCUUGAUUUGUGGGAUAAGUUACAACUCAGCUUUUCCAGUUUGUAAAUCUUCCAUUCAUGCUUCUGUUGCUAAUCAUGUUUUAGUAAAAGUUCCAGAAGCAAAUUCUGAUUCCUGAAUAUUUAAACUAAAUAAGCAAGACAUAAAUAGUACACUGAUAACAUGACUGGAAGACUUGCCUGAGGAAAAUGUGAGGAGGCACUGGCUAUGUGAGAGAGUGUAUGUGUGUGUGUGUGUGCGUGUGUACAUGAGUGGAUGCACACACACACAUAUAGACGCAUCCAAAUGUGUACAUAUCAGAGCUUUCUCAUGGGUUCCUCCACAAACCUUUGUCCACAUUACUCAAGUGUCUUUGUGGUGGUAUAUGAUGUGUACCAAUUUUUGGCCAUAAGGCAUCCCAUGAAUGUUAGGAAAUCAACACUACUUGAGGCUGCAGUUCAUGCUCCUCUAGCUGUUGACUUACUCUGUAUAAUGUAGUUCAAUGUAAGUCUUCAGUAAAAUCCCAAAGCCAAACUA
Molecule: messenger RNA, 11574 nt
Organism: Scylla paramamosain (green mud crab)
Lineage: Eukaryota; Metazoa; Arthropoda; Malacostraca; Decapoda; Portunidae
Exons: 3
Coding region: 276-5525 (1749 amino acids)
Source: RefSeq, a predicted model, not a curated record